AUGUACAUCCGAGGAAUUGACGAACCUCUCAUAUCCCGAAUAUUUGCCAUAACACUGACUGGAGCAGCGCAGACAUGGUUUUCAACCCUUCCUGCUAAUUCCAUCGGGUCGUUUGAAGAAUUCGGACAGAAGUUCCUCUUGAACUUUGCAACUAGCAAAAAGCAUCCGAAGUCCGAGUUCGCUCUCGGAAAGAUACGACAGCAACCCGGAGAAACCCUCCAGAAAUAUCUUAAUCGGUUCAAGGAUGCUGCAUUACAGGUCCCAGGGCUGCAAGAGAAUGUCCAUGUUCACCUCAUUGUGGCGGGUUUGGAUGGUGCAUCCAGACUAGCCAAGUCGGUCUAUAAAGACCCAGUGAGGACGUUGGAGGAAUUCAGAACUCGUUCGAAAAAAUAUCUCAAACUAGAGCAAAUGGAAAUUGCAAAUGCGCAAUCUGAUGAGGGCAAAAGGGGCAGCCCGAGAAGGAGGAGCCCGGCCCCAAAGGGAAAGGAACAAAUCGACAAUAAGAAGAAAGAUCAACGCCCACGAAUCCCGGACAUGAGGGACCGCGUUGGGAGGUAUGACAAGUAUACCCCUUUGAAUGCAUCGCGUUCUCAAACUUGGAGAGAAGUAGCCAUGAAGGAGAUGAAAAAGGUGGAGGGACCCCGACCCAUAUUUGACAGAGGAGGCUUAGAUGAGUUCAAAUACUGUGCCUUUCAUGAUGGGCCAGGUCACACAACUGAUCAGUGCUGGGAUCUCCGGGACGUGAUGGAGAAGUUUGUAAGAGAUGGUAGAUUACGACAAUACGUGAUUAAAACCCAAGGGUCCAAAAGCAACAAAAGAAAGCCAGGAAAUAUAAGGAGAAGUAAAAGCCCAGUUCCUAGAAAGAAGAACAAAGAUGAGCGAGAUCGCAAAGAUGAUCCCAAUUUUGAUGAGUUCCCAGAAGCGGAAUUCGAUUAUAAUGUAAUCAGUGGAGCCCUUGGAGGAGGUGGAGACACCAUAAGCGCAAGAAGGAAAUACUCGAAGGAGGUCUUUUCGAUUCGAGACCGUCCUAGAUUCAAAGAGGAUUCGAGCAAGCCGGAUCCCCCUCUACUAUAUUUUACAAAGAAGGACAUGCAUGGCGUGUUGCCUGGACAUGUUGACGAACUCGUUAUAGCCGGAACUUUGGUAAACUGUCGGGUUAAGAAGAUUUUUGUUGAUGCAGGGAGUUGUGCCGACAUCAUACUUUGGGAUGCUUUUAAAAAGAUGAACCUGGAUGAAGAGGACCUCAAACCUUGCAAAACGACGCUGGUAUCCUUUAAUGGAGAGCAUACACCUCCCAAAGGCUAUAUAGAUCUCAAGUUGACCCUGGGAACCAAAGACGCGUUCAAGUCGGAACGGGUAAGGUUUAUAGUGGCUGAUUUUUCAUCAGAGUAUAAUAUAAUUCUGGGCAGCCCAACUAUAAACCAGUGGGACAUGCUGGUUUCUACGAAACACCAAAAAAUAAAGAUGCUAAGCAGUAAAGGCGAAAUAAUUACUGUUUGCGGAGAUCAAAAAGAGUCCAGGGGAUGCUAUUUUGACACUGUCAAAGAUAGUGAGGAUGGACAUACAAGUCCACCCCGAAUUCAUGCAGGGGACAAAUAG
Messenger RNA from Gastrolobium bilobum, 1599 nucleotides. RefSeq lists its product as uncharacterized. NCBI's taxonomy places the organism in Eukaryota, Viridiplantae, Streptophyta, Magnoliopsida, Fabales, Fabaceae. The transcript has a single exon. The coding region runs from base 1 to 1599 and encodes 532 amino acids. The record is from RefSeq and is a predicted model, not a curated record.